Messenger RNA from Bacillus rossius redtenbacheri, 3794 nucleotides. RefSeq names its product transmembrane protein 184B (gene Tmep). NCBI's taxonomy places the organism in Eukaryota, Metazoa, Arthropoda, Insecta, Phasmatodea, Bacillidae. The transcript has 9 exons. Gene Ontology annotation, cellular component: membrane. The coding region runs from base 257 to 1432 and encodes 391 amino acids. Gene Ontology annotation, biological process: transport. Gene Ontology annotation, molecular function: transporter activity. The record is from RefSeq and is a predicted model, not a curated record.
CAACUUGGAUGUUGGAUUGCUUUUUUGCUUUUAGUCGAAUGGCUGUGUUUUUAAUUGUGUGGAUUUUAUUGUGACGUGCGCGUAGAAAUGUGUCAUCAGAUAAUGGUUUCACUGAUUUUAAAAAGUUGCGUGCAUGUACCAAUACGUUUACGAUUUAGUGAUUAGACCGUUCAGUGAAGUGUGUGAGAUUAGUGAUCAGGCAUAUGUGCGUGAUACAGUUAUUUAUCCUGGAUUUUGACAUUGCCAAUAAACAGCUAUGAGCGAAGGCAGUACCUCCACAGCUGCAGGUCCUGUACUGGUCAGCAAUGGUACUACGACGAUGAAUAGCCUGGCAAGCUCGGGUACAAUUCCAACAUCCACCGUUGCCACGACAAUAGCCAGCCAUGUGGUCAUGCCCAUAUUUCUGCAGACCAAGGCAGCACAGGGCAUUGCUGGAGUGUUUGUGUGGAUUGCUCUCUUCCUUACUUGCCAACAGAUUUAUCAUCACCUGCGAUGGUACACAAACCCUGCAGAGCAGCGCUGGAUCAUACGUAUACUGUUCAUUGUACCCAUCUAUGCUUUCUACUCGUGGGUCAGCUUGCUUUUCUUCAACAGCGAGAGCUACUAUGUCUACUUCUUCACUGUCAGAGACUGUUACGAAGCCUUUGUUAUCUACAACUUUUUAAGUUUAUGCUACGAGUACCUGGGUGGAGAAGGCAACAUUAUGAGUGAAAUUCGUGGAAAACCAAUAAGGUCCAACUGCAUGUACGGCACGUGCUGCUUGGUGGGCAAGACCUACACCAUAGGCUUCCUGAGGUUCUGCAAGCAGGUCACCCUGCAGUUCUGCCUGGUGAAGCCCAUCAUGGCGUUCGUCAUCAUCUUCCUGCAGGCUUUUGGCCACUACCACGACGGUGACUGGAGUCCUGAUGGAGGGUACUUGUACACCACCAUCAUCUACAACAUCUCGGUGAGCCUGGCGCUGUACGGCCUGUUCCUGUUCUACUUCGCCACGCGCGAUCUGCUCACGCCGUUUGAGCCAGUCCUCAAGUUCUGCACAGUGAAGUCUGUCAUCUUUCUGUCCUUCUGGCAAGGCGUGCUGCUGGCAGUGCUGGAGAAGGCCGAGGUCAUCGACCCCAUAGUGGACAGCUCCGGGCAGCCGACCAGCGCGGGCACCGUGUCUGCCGGCUACCAAAACUUCCUCAUCUGCAUAGAGAUGUUCUUCGCGGCCGUCGCUCUGCGCUAUGCCUUUCCGUACCAGGUGUACGCGCAGGGCUGCAUCACGGACUCUCACGGCCGCAGCGUCACAAUGCAGAGCAUAUCCAGCAGCCUCAAGGAAACUAUUAACCCCAAAGACAUCAUGACUGAUGCCAUUCACAAUUUCCAUCCACAAUAUCAGCAGUAUACUCAGUACAGUUCAGAGCUCAAUACAAAUCAGCCUUAUGAGAAGCUUUGAGCAGUGAUGCCUUCUUGUUUUUUGUCUCACUUUGUGGCAGAGCAUGGCACCAUGCCAUCUGCAUGCGCUGAACACAUCCACACACAACACAAGUUCUUGAUACGAGUGCGUGUGGAUACUUCAGUCUGUCAACGAAUACAAAUUAGGUGCUGCAUGGACUCUGCAGCGACUGCCGAUUUUGUGCUUUUCAAGGAUUCACAGAUUUUACUUUAAGGGUUCACCACAGCUAGAGAGCAAUAUUUUGUACUUAAUAAACUGUAGUGGCUAAGUGUAAAAUUCCACUUUGACAGCAAUAUUUGUUGUAAGCAGUUAGUGAGCAGUUUGGCCUGGUAGACUAACUUUAUGAAGAUAUAAUCAUCACACACAGGAACUAUGUAUCUUAAUGAUUAUACUUUUUGGUUGAUAAAUCAAAACUAGAUCUACUAAAAUUUCAAUUUUUAUGUUUUGACAAAUGGAAAUUCUUUUAUCAAGUUAUAAUUACUUCACUGACUUGGAGGAGAGUAAAAAAAGGUAAACCAAAUAAUAUUUUCCUAGCCAGGGUACAUCCAUUCUUUUUAUUUAUGUUGGAAGACCAAUCUCAUUAAGUGGCAUACAAAAAUUACUUUUGAUGCAUUUCUAUUUAGAGUUAACAGACAUGUUAAAAUAACCAUUCUUGGCAAUGCCAGCGAGGUGCUGGCAUUAUGUACUAUCUUACACACAUCAGUCACAUCACUACUAUUGUCACAAGCCAAGGUUAAGUUAUGAAUAGGUUCUAGGGCGUGAGUAAACAGGUGUAAUAGACAUUUUCAUCCUUUCAGGACAGACGAACGUGUACUCCACUAGACUUGCACCCUUAAACCUUUCAUUCGUUUAUCUCUCGCGUGCUGCCUCUCUGACUUCACAAGCACAAAAUGUGCAAAUUUACUUAAAAGAGAAAAGUUUUUUGAAAUCUUGCAACAGUCACUUAAUAAAUUCCAUCUUCUUUUGUAUAUAUUUUAUUCCACUUCAGCACAGAGCAUGUGAAAGUGUUGUGUUGCACCAGGAGACGGUUAAACAAAAUCUCUCGUAUUAAUAAAUAAGUUAAGUGAAGUUUUAGUCAUUAUUGAUUUAUGAAGGGAAAAAAAUCACAAACAUGUGUAGCAUGGUAUAGCUCAGAAAGCUCUAUUUUCAACAUAAUAGUUUUUUUCCUUCUUCCUUAUAUAUAUAUAUAUAUAUAUAUAUAUAUAUAUAUAUAUAUAUAUAUAUAUUUUUUUUUUUUUUUUUUCUUGGAACAAUUUCAUAUUUAUUGUUUGUGUUCAAAACAACGAUACAAAUCAUUAAAAAAUUUUCUGCACAAAAGUUUUGGUUUACAAUAAGGACAAGGUAUAUUUUGUGAAAGCUGUAACAGGUGUUUUAUCAGUGUAUUAUGACUCACUUAAAUAUUUUCUUAUUUGAACUUUUACUUUUAUUUAACUUAUACAGUUAAAUACCAUACAUUAAUAUUAAUUGUAUAAGUUUAUAGAGAAACUUCAUACUAGAAGCAUAUAAUAAUUGGUUGAAGAAAUUGUAGUCAUAUAUUUACAGCAGCAUUAAUUUAUUUUUAAAAAAGUGUUUUUUUAUAUAUAUUAAUAAUUCAAAUCAGUAAACAUUGUAUUGUAUUUAGCAUAAUAAUUUUAGCAAAACAUUAGUUUUGUCUAGAUUGGUUUUCUCUUCCUUUUAGUUAUUUGAAGUCAUUUUUGUGUGACAUUGAUCAAAAAAAAAUUCUUAGGUGUUUUGCUAGUUUAUAAUAAAUGCAGCAGAUUAAUUAUAUUGUGAAACUACAAAAAAAAAAAAAAAUAGUUUUAUUUAUGAAUAUUAAGGGUGCUUUCAUAAUUUUUGAAUAGCAUUUAAUUUUUGUUAAAAAUUUGUAGUUAACUGCAGUUCAGUAAGCCAUAAAGUAAUACUAAUUAAUUUAAUAUUAUACUGUCAAAGAUUUUUUUGUAAAUGGUUAGGAAUUGCCUUUCAGUUUUUACUUAAUGCCAGAAACAGUGUAAAAUAAUUGUACAGUACAUGAAAUUGGCACCAUAACGAAAACAUGUAGCAUGAUUUAAAGCUAGUAAAUGUUGUAGUAAUUAUCUGUAUAAUAAUGAUCUCUGCUAAGUUUAAUUUACAUUCCUAAAUAGUUUUCUUACUAAAAAAACAUGUUAUAUAUAAGAUUAUCAUUUAUUUUUUCAUAUUUUAUACUGUAUAUUCAUCCUUUUUUUGUAUAAUAUUAUUAAAUUUUUUAUUUUUAGUUUGGAAAUGGUUUUGUUUAUAAUUGUUGUAUUCAAUAUACCUAGAGUUUUGUGUUUAAUUUCUUUGUUUGUAAAGGUUGAUGAAUUAAACUUUGUAUCAAUAUUUUGCAUAAAGCUCACAGUAAACAGCA